GGGGACCUAACUUAUUUCCGCUUCCUGAACGAUUUGGCGUCAAGGCUCCAAGAUGGCAGCUUUGGGGAUAUUGCUACGAAAAGCUGGACCUAAAGCCGCGUCGCUUUUGCAAAAAACAGCUUUCCGAAAUGGAGCACCUCUCUAUUUCGCAAGCAAAGGAGCCAAGACAUGGAUACCUGACAAAGAUUACUUCGACCAGUUCAACAGCCCUUGCAUGUAUCCUGACAGCCUCACCUCCAACUGGAAACUCCCAGCUGUAAAUGAAAAAUCCGAGGUUCAUGAGAAGCAGGUACAGAACUUGACACUGAACUUUGGACCUCAGCACCCAGCAGCUCACGGUGUGCUACGACUAGUGCUGACACUUGAUGGGGAGACGGUGGUUCGAGCAGAUCCCCACAUCGGCCUGCUGCACAGGGGAACAGAGAAGCUGAUCGAGUACAAGACCUAUCUACAGGCUCUUCCGUAUUUUGACCGGCUGGACUAUGUGUCGAUGAUGUGUAACGAGCAGUGUUACUCCCUGGCAGUGGAGAAACUCCUCAACAUUGAGGUGCCAGAGAGAGCCAAGUGGAUCAGAACUUUAUUUGGUGAGAUCACCCGUCUGCUGAAUCACAUGAUGGCUAUAGGGACCCAUGCCCUUGAUGUGGGAGCCAUGACACCCUUCUUCUGGCUGUUUGAGGAAAGAGAGAAGCUGAUGGAGUUUUACGAGCGAGUAUCAGGAGCCCGUAUGCACGCUGCGUACGUCCGACCAGGAGGUGUAUCGUUGGACAUGCCACUGGGACUGAUGGAUGACAUCUUUGAGUUCAUUGAGAAGUUUGGGCAGCGGAUUGAUGAGGUGGAUGACCUACUGACAUUGAACAGGAUCUGGAAGGCCCGCACUGUCGACAUAGGGAUCAUUUCUGCUGAAGAUGCCCUCAAUUAUGGAUUCAGUGGGGUAAUGCUACGUGGAUCAGGCAUCAAGUGGGAUCUGAGGAAGACACAGCCAUAUGAUGCCUAUGACAAGGUGGACUUUGACGUCCCUAUUGGACGUAUUGGAGACUGCUACGACAGAUACCUGAUCCGUAUGGAGGAGAUGAGACAGUCACUGAGGAUCAUCCACCAGUGUCUCAACAAGAUGCCACCAGGUGAAGUGCGUGUUGAUGACAACAAGAUUUCUCCUCCUAAACGGGCAGAGAUGAAGGAGUCUAUGGAGUCAUUGAUCCAUCACUUCAAGCUGUACUCUGAGGGCUACCAGGUUCCUCCAGGCUCUACCUACACAGCCAUUGAGGCACCCAAGGGCGAGUUUGGAGUUUACCUUGUGUCUGAUGGCACCAACAGGCCAUACAGAUGCAAGAUCAAAGCUCCAGGAUUUGCUCAUCUGGCUGGUUUGGACAAGAUGUCAAGGAAGCACAUGUUGGCCGAUGUUGUUGCUAUAAUAGGAACCCUGGAUGUUGUGUUUGGUGAAGUAGACCGAUAGAGCAGAGGAUGGCACCUUGAGACAAGUAUGUGAAUACUAGCUGUUGUGACGCAGACCAAUGAACACAGGAGGGAGAGCAACUAUGUGAAGGAAUAUUUAUUGUACAUACAGUGUGUUGAAGCACCCCCAGUCUCAGCAGUACAUUGCUACAGCAGUCUGUCAUUGGUAAUUGUUUUGUACAUAAAGGCCAUAUUUGUGAAACAUUUCGUGAAUGUUAUGAUUUGAUGGCAUUAAAACUUAACAACAAGGACA
Molecule: messenger RNA, 1705 nt
Organism: Haliotis rubra (blacklip abalone)
Lineage: Eukaryota; Metazoa; Mollusca; Gastropoda; Lepetellida; Haliotidae
Product: NADH-ubiquinone oxidoreductase 49 kDa subunit-like
Exons: 15
Coding region: 53-1453 (466 amino acids)
Biological process (GO): mitochondrial electron transport, NADH to ubiquinone
Molecular function (GO): NADH dehydrogenase (ubiquinone) activity; NAD binding; quinone binding
Source: RefSeq, a predicted model, not a curated record